AUGGCGCUCCAGACCCGACCAAACUCGACUCAUGAAGCCAACACAGAAUCUGUCUCCAACGAUCGCGUUGAUGAUACGAUAGACAGUCUAGAACAGCCAUCUCCAAGACGAGUGGAUAAAAGGGCGUGUGUUCUCCUCGGAUCCGCGAUUCUACAGUUUCCUAUCUGGGGCUUUGCGAUGAGUUACGGUAUCUUCCAAGAAUACUAUGUCAAAAACUGGACUUUGCAUGGAAGUUCUGAUACGGCUGGUAUCAUCGGUAUGACUUCGAACGGAGUCAUGUAUCUGUCGAUGCCUAUCCUCUUCGCCCUGUUCACCAAACGCUGGGCACGAUUUCGACAGGCUGCUGCACUACUAGGCACUGUUAUUGCUUGCUUGAGCUUCUUACUAUCGAGCUUCAGCAGCAAUGUUUGGCAACUGGUCGCUACUCAAGGUGUGCUUGCCGCAUUCGGAUGCGCCCUCGUCUUCAGCCCCAUGACUCUGUCGCUGGGUGAGUGGUACAAGACGAGUAACCGAGCCCUGGCGUAUGGCGUCACACUGUCUUGUAAGAAUAUCGUUGGCUCCGUGUGUCCGUUCUUAUUCUCUUCACUCCUGGAUCAGCAUGGCUUCCGCUUCGCGCUAAGGAUAUGGGCAAUCGUAGUUGCCGGAGCGAGUGUUUUCACCAUUCUUCUCAUCCCAACUCACCCUUCGGCUCUGAUCGUAGCAACCGAUGAUGCCACUGACAGCUUGAACGAUGAGCAAGACGCUAGAAGAACAACAGCCACGCCACGAACACGCAAGAUACCGUUACACGUCUUUCACCAUCGCACGCUAUAUGUCUACUGCGUGGCCAUCACACUUCAAUCUGCUGGCUAUGGUAUACCGCAGACCUAUCUCAAUACCUACGCCAGCGAAAUUGCUCGACUCUCACAGACUUCGGCAACUCUCUUGCUCACAUUGUUCAACAUUCCUGGCAUUGCCUCGUCCUCUUUCUUUGGCUAUUUGAGUGACAACAAGUACUUUACACUAUCAGCAGCGACCGUCACAUGUAUCUCAGGACUGAGCUCAGCACUGAGUGCCUUCCUUCUCUGGGGCAUGACGACAGAAGGUAAUCUCGUGACGCUGGUCCUCUUCUCCAUCACAUUCGGCUUUUUCGCGGGGGGAUACAGUGCGACGUGGGGAGGUUUGAUGAACGAUCUCGAGGGCGAGGCGAGACGAUCGAACGAAGCCAUCGAUUCCGGCAUGGUCUAUGGUUUGUUGAACGGCGCCAGAGGUAUAGGGUACGUCGCUGGUGGCUUGAUCGGCGUACCAUUGUUGAAAGCUGGCACCGAUAAGUAUGGCAAUGGCGGUUUUGGGGUGCAGACCAGCUAUGGGCCGUUGAUUGUAUUCACCGGAGUCGCCUCGUUAUUCGGGGGUUGGGGUGUUUUGUGGAAGUGGAACAGACCCAGAAUAUAA
Messenger RNA from Aureobasidium namibiae CBS 147.97, 1431 nucleotides. Its product is annotated as MFS general substrate transporter. Gene Ontology annotation, molecular function: transmembrane transporter activity. Lineage: Eukaryota; Fungi; Ascomycota; Dothideomycetes; Dothideales; Saccotheciaceae. Bases 1 to 1431 code for a protein of 476 amino acids. Gene Ontology annotation, cellular component: fungal-type vacuole membrane. Gene Ontology annotation, biological process: transmembrane transport. The transcript is spliced from 2 exons. The record is from RefSeq and is a predicted model, not a curated record.